Messenger RNA from Diospyros lotus (date-plum), 2123 nucleotides. Its product is annotated as B3 domain-containing protein Os04g0386900-like. The record is from RefSeq and is a predicted model, not a curated record. Bases 313 to 858 code for a protein of 181 amino acids. The transcript has 5 exons. Lineage: Eukaryota; Viridiplantae; Streptophyta; Magnoliopsida; Ericales; Ebenaceae. Gene Ontology annotation, molecular function: DNA binding.
UUUCAUUUUCAUUCUCAUCUUUCUCGCAAUUUCUUGGCAAACAAACAGGCCGCGCUUUCUCUCUGAAUUCUUUCUUCUUCCGUCCCGUUUGUUCCACCUUUUACUUUUAGUCAUCAUCAUCAUUUACGUUACAAUUUUGAUGGCCAGUUAUAUUAGUACCGAUCAAUGAUCAUCAUCGUUUUCCUUGCAGUUUUCUUGUCAACCAAACAAGGCAUCUAUUCUUUCUCUCUGUUUUUUGGAAGACUGGCAAACCCCCCCAUGGAAUUCGUAUAGUGUAUUGAUUUGGGAAUAGUUGAAAGCACUAUCAAAGAGAUGGAUCCAUCAGCAUGUGCAGGCAAGGAACCUGAAAAGUCACCAAAGGUGAAACCAGGGGCUGUUCCGGUGAAAACAACUAAAAAACUAUGGUUGGUGGAAAAUGUUGAACAUCAUCAGUCAGAGAAACCACAGGUUCUACCUGUUUCAAAUUCUGAAUGGAUUGAUCAAAAUGGCGAUGAAUUUUGGCCACUUUCAGGGAAGCCAUACUUCAGUGUAGUUAUUGCUAAAACCCAUAUCAAGCCUGCUUAUCAUCUGUACCUUCCAAACAAAAUGCUUCCGUACCUGCCUCCCAAUCCUGCCCCGGUGGUACUCACUUUCCGUGGCAAGAGCUGGGAGAUGGAGUACAAUGCAGAUCGCAACAACAAAGCAUUUGACAGCAAAUGGAGAAAAUUUGCAAAUGACAACGAUCUGAAGCUGGGAGAUGCUUGUAUUUUUGAACUCAUGGAGAGCAACCCAGCACUAAAAUUCAGAGUUCAGAUUCUUAGGGGCGACUUCCCAGCCGAAUUGCUGGAAAGGGACGGGAACAACUCAGACAGAGUCUAGGCGUUAAAGCGGAGGCCGAGAACCACCAGAGGAGAUUGACAGUCGAGGGCUCGACCCACUGGUCGAGAGAGCAGAAGGGCGAAGCACCAAAGGAGCAGUCUACAAGACAGAAGACAGUCAAGGGGCCCACGGGAAUUUCUCAUGCGUGAGCCCUCCUAUGACUAAGUCAGUACAGGUCAUGAAAAAGUAGAUAUAUAGUAUGAUGCAGUGUGCUCAUGUGCAUGAGUGUUCUAGGUUGGACUCCUCAUGUAUGUGAUACAGAAAGAUACAGAGAUAGAUUGGGCAGUCAGGAUGGCGUGACUGGGACACAUGGUUAGCACAUGACAAAGAUGGAGGAAGCAUGAAACUAUCCUGCUGCACCCUAGGGUCCUGGGGUUAGGCAUGCAUGGAGAACAUUACGCGGCUGGCCUAAUCGCCAUGAGGUGACAAGGGGUGAGAUCCUUGGGGGUCCCUAGGUGACCCGAGAGGUCACCGUAGACUUAGCCAAAUACUUACGCGAAUGCCCGAGAGAGUCAUUCGCGGAUACAUGUGAAAGAUAUGCACGUGGCAUGAGGCCACGUAGGUGCGACAUGGGCGCGGUUAAGUCUGCUGGAGACUCUUCGGGGUUGGGUCUCCGGAUAAGUCUUCAGGGCCGUGUAGAAAGGUCCGCGCGGCUGGCCGGGGUGCCCGCGCGCGGCCGGGUGGGCAGCACAUGCGGCCGGCCCUCAGCGCACGGCUGGGAGGCUUCCGUGGCUGACCCUUCUGCUGGGCCUCUUCCGAUGACUUCUCCUCGAAGACUCUUAGUCUUUUGUAUGGUUCGAAGGGUCCGAGUCUUCCAGAGCUCCCGAAGACUCCUUCCUUGCGCAGACAAGAGGCCAAAAAGACCCUUUAACAAGGCCAUGGGCAGGCCACCUUGCCUUAUGCCUUUUCCUUAUAUUUCUUGAUAAUUUUGGCCUUUUUCCCUUGGCUCCAAAGGGCGGUAUGCUGACGGAUGAACGUCCGGCCACAGACAUGCUUUUCAAGGACUAUGGGCAACUUUCUCGGGGACUUCUCCAAGAAGAACUGUCCCAGGGGCUAUGCUACAACAGAAGUGAAGUGGGGUUUGUUCGUUAUCAUAAAUUUUUAUUUAGAAAUUUUAUGAUUUUCUAUUAAAUCAGAGAAAAUGCCAAGUCAUAAGAGAAAAUGUCGUGCAACUUUAGAAAUGGUAAUGGAACGGGUUAAGAUUAUGGCCUCUUGAUGUAUUUGUAUCAUUGGGUUUAAUGUAUUUUCUUAAACUAUUUAUUUGA